AUGCAAAGGGAAGAGGAGACGUCAAUGCUUGGACAUGUAAAGAGAAGAGGAGACGUCAAUGCUUGGACAGGCACAGAGAAGAUGAGACUUCAAUGCAUGGACAGGCAAAGAGGAGAGGAGACUUCAAUGCUUGGACAGGCAAAGAGAAAAGGAGACGUCAAUGCAUGGACAGGCAAAGAGGAGAGGAGACGUCAAUGCAUGGACAGGCAAAGAGGAGAGGAAACUUCAAUGCAUGGACAGGCACAGAGAAGAGGAGACUUCAAUGCAUGGACAGGCAAAGAGGAGAGGAAACUUCAUUGCAUGGACAUGCAAAGAGAAGAGGAGACGUCAAUGCAUGGACAGGCACAGAGAAGAGGAGACUUCAAUGCAUGGACAGGCAAAGAGAAGAGGAGACUUCAAUGCAUGGACAGGCAAAGAGAAGAGGAUAAUACAUUGCAUGGACAGGCAAAGAGGAGAGGAGAUGUCAAUGCUUGGACAGGCAAAGAGAAAAGGAGACGUCAAUGCAUGGACAGGCAAAGAGGAGAGGAAACUUCAAUGCAUGGACAGGCACAGAGAAGAGGAGACUUCAAUACAUGGACAGGCAAAGAGGAGAGGAAACUUCAUUACAUGGACAUGCAAAGAGAAGAGGAGACGUCAAUGCAUGGACAGAAAAAAGAGAAGAGGAGACUUCAAUGCACGGACAGGAACAGAGAAGUGGAGACUUAA
Messenger RNA from Haliotis rufescens (red abalone), 705 nucleotides. RefSeq names its product golgin subfamily A member 6-like protein 6. The transcript has a single exon. Lineage: Eukaryota; Metazoa; Mollusca; Gastropoda; Lepetellida; Haliotidae. The record is from RefSeq and is a predicted model, not a curated record. Bases 1 to 705 code for a protein of 234 amino acids.